AUGCCGACGACAACCGCCGAAACGCUGUCGAUUGUGACGCGGAAUGUCACUGUUGCGCCACUGGUGCUGCUCUCGGCGGUGGACCACUUCAACCGCAGUGCGGCGACCAAGACACGAAACAAGCGGGUGGUGGGCGUGUUGCUAGGGCAGAACGAUGGAAAGAUUGUGCGGGUAUCGAACAGCUUUGCAGUGCCGUUUGAGGAGGACGAGAGGGACCCAUCGGUGUGGUACCUGGACCACAACUACAUUGAGGCGAUGAACGACAUGUUCAAGAAGAUCAAUGCGCGCGAGAAGCUGAUAGGGUGGUACCACUCGGGACCGAAGCUGCGGGCAUCGGACCUGGAGAUCAACGAGCUGUUCAAGCGGUACACGCCGCACCCGCUGCUGGUGAUUAUUGACGUCCAGCCGAAGGAGUCGGGCGUGCCGACAGACGCAUACUUUGCCGUGGAGGAGAUCAAGGAUACGCAGGACGGCACGACGACAUCCAAGACGUUUGUGCACACGCCGUCGAUCAUCGAGGCGGAGGAGGCGGAGGAGAUUGGAGUGGAGCACCUGCUGCGCGACAUCCGCGACGUGGCCGUGGGCACGCUGUCGACGCGGGUAACCAACCAGCUGCAGUCGCUGCAGGGCCUGCAUCACCGGCUGGGCGACAUCCAGGCGUACCUGACGAAGGUGCUGGACGGCCAGCUGCCGGUCAACCACGCGAUCCUGGGCAACCUGCAGGACGUCUUCAACCUGCUGCCGAACCUGUCGACGCCGACGAGCGGGGCAGCCGGCCAGACGGGCCAGCCAGCGUCAGGGCAGAACGGCACGUCGGCGCCGCCGGUCAAGGGUGAUGGCGACCUGGCGUACGCGAUGAGCGUCAAAACCAACGACCAGCUGAUGGCCAUCUAUCUCAGCAGUCUGAUCCGGGCAAUCACUGCCUUCCACGACCUCAUCGAGAAUAAGAUCCAGAACCGACAGCAGCAGGAGGAGAAGGACGCGGCCAAGAAGGACGGCGAGAACGGCUCGGCAGUAACGUCAGCAGCAGGCGGCGGCAAGGACAAGGACGGCGCAGAGAAGAAGGACGGUGGCGACGCCAGCAGCGACAAGAAAGACGGCGGCGAUAAGGCGCCGAACGGGACGGCCAAGGAGAAGAAGUGA
This is a messenger RNA of Grosmannia clavigera kw1407, 1143 nucleotides long. Its product is annotated as 26S proteasome regulatory subunit rpn-8. The coding region runs from base 1 to 1143 and encodes 380 amino acids. The record is from RefSeq and is a predicted model, not a curated record. Gene Ontology annotation, cellular component: proteasome complex; proteasome regulatory particle. Gene Ontology annotation, biological process: proteasome-mediated ubiquitin-dependent protein catabolic process. Lineage: Eukaryota; Fungi; Ascomycota; Sordariomycetes; Ophiostomatales; Ophiostomataceae. The transcript has 3 exons. Gene Ontology annotation, molecular function: metallopeptidase activity; protein binding.